Molecule: messenger RNA, 1419 nt
Organism: Suillus clintonianus
Lineage: Eukaryota; Fungi; Basidiomycota; Agaricomycetes; Boletales; Suillaceae
Exons: 2
Coding region: 274-1179 (301 amino acids)
Source: RefSeq, a predicted model, not a curated record
UUAUUGGUGCCACUCCGUUCGGCCAUAAAUUCGACUUUGACUAAAUUUUCUUGACUAUCUGUCACGACCACCAAGCUCGGGUGUAUCACCUCGCGUUCAUACUGUGCUUCGCUGCGGACUGUUCUGCUAUUUCAUUGCUUUAAGAUUCCCCAGUAAUUUCUGCAUACCCUCGGCAUCACGAAUCGUUUUCCUCCAUUAUUUACCCCUGCGAAAGCCACAGUCAGCUUUCCUCCACGCCACCAAAUCGAACCGUCAGCCCUCCACGUGAAUAUAAUGAACAGCAUCAAGUUCUCGCCUUAUUUCUUCAUGAAUCCUGUUGGCCAACCGAACCCCUCCUUCGCGUCUUCGGCCCCAGUAAAAUACGUGUCUCGGUCGCGGGGACGAUGCUGUGACAUAUCGAUGAACUCGACACACAAGCAGUCCAUCCAGUCGCGCGAGCAUUACUUUCAUGCAUUCCCCAACUAUUCUUGGAUGUUUCGCCCUCGCCCUCACGUUUCCAACUUCAACCCGGAUGCACCUAUAGAAUGUCGUAAGGCCGCACCUCUUACACCCGUGCCUCCUCGUGUCAGCGCCAAAGUGCCGUCCGAUGAGAAAUACGCUGCUGCUGCGAAGUUGGUAUCGUCUCAAGACUUAUCACACAAACCUUGGAAAAACAUUGCCAUCACCGAAUAUGAUGAUGCAGAGUUCGAGGAACUGCAAGCGCGGUUGGCAUCAGAGGUCGAGGACAACAACCUGGUGUAUACCUGGCCACCCGACUUGGCGGCCUACCGAAGAGAGGCCGAAGAGAGGGGCUCGGGUAAGAGAGUAGAAUAUGCUGAAGGGAACGGUGUCCCGGCGGCCUUCUAUGGCGCUUCGCCGACAAGCACAGCAGGCAGUUCCCCGAUGAUCCUGACGCCGACACUCCGAGACUACGAUGCCCAGAUUCUCCACGAGGUGCUUCCAGAGCCUGAGGCCGCUCUUGAGAAGGUAGUGGGGCUUAAAAGGUUGAGACGCAAGGCACCACCUCCACUCCGUCUCAAUGGCAAGAAGACAUCACAGCAUGUCAUCAACGAGAUUGGAUGCACGCUGCUGAUCGGCGACGCUGAGUGCACUGCACGGGAGAUACGCAGGCUAAGUCCGCUGACAGCGGCAAUGAACAUUACUAGCAAGUUGUCCGCGGGGGUCUUUCGUCGCUUAUAACGGAUAUAACUGUCAUAAUACAUACUCAUACCUCAUCUGGUGAACUAUUCUGAUCACCUUAUUAUUUUCGCCUACCACUGUAGCAUUACCCGAGUUGGAGGCUUCCUGUAUCUGUCUUCCAUGUUCUGUAGCGAUAUCAUUUUUAUUCUUCUUUUACCACUGAGUCCAUCGGAGUCGUUAUCGAAAUUACAACGGAAGGGAUAAAAUUGCGACUGCAAUACUAAUUCUUGGAUUUGUUAG